AUGGAGACGCAGGAGGAUAGCAUCGACAUCGCGAAGCUGCAACGCGAAUCUGCAACUUCGCAGCUCCAAUUUCAUGGCCUGGGGACAGUUGCAAAUCUCAACUGUCACCCGGAAGCCCAUAAAAAGUCGCCGUUUUCCUCUCCCGCUCACGAGAAGGCUCGAUUAUCCCCGACGCCGUCGUCGCCUUCACAGUCAUCCUCGCGAUCACAUAAUGCCACAACUUCGAUGAACACGAACGCAGCAUUCAAAGCCAACUCCACAAACCCUUCUACGGCCCCAGUGCCUCCGUCUACGAAAAUGCCUUCAGUCGAUGCCGUCCCUUCGGACACGCAGGUCGUCUCCCAGUCGGUUUACGAUGAAAUAAUAAGGAAGAACCAGGAAGCUGCGGGCAACGCUCAGGAGAGCAAUUUGGGUGAUCAGGCAACGCUUAUGACCCUUCAUGAGGGCGAUAGCGGUCAUCUUGACUUGCUAUCUGGCUACGAUCCUCUCCAUACUGAUGCUGCCAACGAGGACCUUGAGGAUCAGAGUAGCUCUAAGCUAGGAGAAUCUUCGCCCAUGCUGCAUCAGCCGAAUCUUUUUCCAGAGUCGCAGCGGUUCUUGACAAAGACUCCUAUGACGGCAGUGAAGCGUGCCCAUUCUGAGGGUCUCGCCACUGUGUCUCCCACUGCUUCGCGGAAUCCCCUCGCGGCAGACAUCGGGUCAAGCGGUGGGAUAUUGGCAUUAAGUCAGGUAUUCAGGGCAACUCAGGCACCGUCGUCUCCUCUAGUGAACGGUCAACAUUCCGACCUCGUGUCAGACCGACCUUCUCCUAAUAUACCCAUCCAGAGCCAUCCAGUCGCGACAACGCUCUCCUCACCUUACAAUAAUUUCGCCGCAACCUUUCCACGGGACACGUCCGCCAACAAAUGGAACUACAUCAGCAUGCAGGAAUCCCAAGCCAACCGGGAUAAGGCAUUGCAUGAAAGAAUGACACGUUCUGCAAACCAUGUGUACUCGGACCAAAGCGACGGGGAAUUUGAUAAGGAGCCUAGUUUUGUUGAGCGGAUGAGGCGCCGGAAGAUGUUUAACCACGAGGCUGAUGCUCAGCUUGUGGAGCUCACAGCACCUGCGAGGCCAUCUAGUCGGCGUGGUAAUCAAGCGAACAUGAUCAUAAAUCCCGUAUCUGAAGUGCCGGAAGGGCCAGAUCUGACUGAUGGGUCUUCUGGAGAAGUCGAGGAGGUGAGAGAGCAGGGGUCUACCGGGCUGCAGCAUGGGGCGCUCAGCGAAGAAGAAACAGAACAAGAGCAAGAGGAUGACUUGGAACACCCCACGCCACGGCCUUACGAGCUCGAUGGUUCAGCUGAGGAGGAUAAAGAAAAUUGCCACGACCUUUCCACAACCAGUGCUGCUGCUGCGAGUGCGCAUGAUCGCCUAUCGCAAGCUCUUGCCUUGCAUGAAAGUCCAUGUCCAACCAAUGGGGAAGCGGUAAAUGAGCGAGAAAGGUCGCUUUCGCGCUCUGGAAGCUUUGUACAGGAUGAGCAAUUGCAUGAAGGCUACUCCUCACAGGUCUCAGUCAUUAAGGACUCUCAGCGCUCCGCUGGUCGGAGAGAUCCUGGUAAUCACGGCACAGAGGAGCAAUGGACCGCGCAGCGCAUACAUCAAUCCGGCUCUCAGGCUCAUAUGGAGCCUUUGUCUAAUGUAGACAGAGCAACUCCAUCGCCCACAAAGCAAGUCCGUAUACGUUCUUCUCCCCCUUCAGCGUCCCAGACCAGCCGACGAUCGCUCGAGCUAGGCCGCGCUCACUCCGUAAGCAGGACUGGAUCAGAGCUGGGCAGCCCAUCUCCCUCCCAGACUCCACGGGCCUCGUUGGCGCAAGAGCGUAACAUGAUUGAGUCAAGCAACUCAGCUGUGCAGGGGGUUGCGGAUACAGGCGAUGCACCAUCUACGUUUGAUCGUCCCGAGAAGUCCUCAUCCAUGCCCUCGCGCGUCGCCGAGACUCCCGUUGCUCCCAGGGCUUUUGCAGAAAUUAUACCAAUGACAAGCAUUCCUGAAACGAGUCCCAGCCGCCUUGGUCACCAAAGAUGGCCGAACGACCAUAAUACAACCGAUGCAGCCGAUCAGGAAGAUGAUGACUUGCCACCGGUGUACAUGGAUGCGCACGAACGAGGGUCUCGUUCUCAGCCGAUGGUUUCAGACAGCUCGUCGCCUAUGAAACCUUCUUCGUUCCAUAAUUCGAAGAUUCUCUCCAGCCCAAGUGGCAGACAACGCAGGGCACUGACGGAAAUCGCAGCCGAUGCUUCACCACAAAUGGGUGCUGGCUCCUUCAACCUCGACAUUAAUAUUCUGUCCGCCGAUGACCGGGAGUUCCGGUCUGCGGUUGCAAUGUCUCCUAUUCAGCCAAGGAAGAAGCGCCGCGGUAACGGUGGACAGAGUAUUUACGCUUCCGACCCAGUUUUCCCUGUCACACCUCGCGCGCCUACUCAUGUCGUGCCUCCUCCAGAGAAGAAUAUGCCACCUAUCACUGAGACGGAGCCGGAAAAGCCGGCUGAGCCGGCUACCAAGCCAAUGCCAGCCUAUCGGAGACGGGCGAAACCCUCUAGAAGAGCGGAAAGCAUAUGGGAUAUGGAUGAAUCUACACAGUAUCACCUCUCUCGUAAAGAGAGGUCUCGGAUUCUAGCUCGCUCUCAUCCGGUGAAACAGGUACCUACUGAGGUCGAACAGCAUGUUCCCAUCCAAGAAGAUCUGCCUGCCAUACACGAGGACCAGGCGGCCAGUUCAAUGCCUGAGCCAUCCAGUGAGCCAGUGGGGCCCCAGCCAACAGAGACAGCACCUGAGAAGGAUCCAGUCACGGAAUCUCCACCUCGAGUUCAAAAUCCAGCUCAGCCUUCAGUCGGUCACGAUAACGUACCUAUCGCGGUCAACCAAGUUCUUGCCCCUUGGAGUGGUCCAAAGCGCGCGUACUAUCCUGCAACGUGCUUUGGCAAGCCAUUUGGCACAUCGCAGUCGCGGUAUCUUGUCAAAUUCGAAGAUAGUGCACCGCUUGAGAUUCCUACUGGAGCGGUGAAACGACUUGAGCUGCGUAUCGGUGAUGGUGUGAAGGUGGACAUGCGCGAUGUUCCCAAGGUGACACAUAUUAUCUCUGGGUUUGCCGACAAGCUCAGUUUGAGUGAUAUCGAACAGGGAGCUGCGAACGGACUGAUUCCUAUGACCGAUGUGUAUGGAUAUUCAUCCGUUAUCCUGACACCGAAGCAGCGCAAGAGUCUCCCUGGCCCAGGGCUAGCAGUCACAGAAAACAGGAUUACUGUUCCUAUAUCCCGAAUCUACCUAGAUACCAUCCUUUGGAAUCAAUUGAAAGACCGGGCAUUCAGCUAUGAUUCCGAGCCUUCAUUUUCCCAGAACGGACCCCAAACGCCAGCCGACAGGCACUCCACGCCCAUGUCCCCUGGUGCUCGACUCUCGCGCAGCUUCCGUUUUUCCACUGGUCUAUUUGCUGGUAUGGUAUUUGCGGUAUCAUACGGAGACAACAACGAGGCCAAAUCACGUAUCACAAGGAUGAUAAUGGAGAAUGACGGCCGGAUUCUAGAGGACGGGUUCAACGAGUUGUUCGAACUCCCUCCCAGUGCACCAGUUGCUACACCUACCAAGUCUUCAGCUUCAGUCCCUAGUACCCAAAACGGCCAUCUCCGGCUGACCAGUGGUGCCGCAGACGUGGGCUUCGCCUGUCUAAUAGCCGAUAAACAUUCCCGUCGGUCGAAGUACAUGCAAGCCCUGGCUCUCAAUCUCCCCUGUCUCUCAGACCGCUGGAUCGAGGACUGCGUUGCCCGAGGACAAAUCCUCGAUUGGGAAAUAUAUCUCCUUCCAGCCGGGGAGUCCAUCUACCUUAACGGCGCAACCAAGUCCAGAUUUUUAACCCCAUACCCUGCCACAGAGGCCCGACUGUCCGAGACCAUUGCUGGACGGCCAAAUCUCCUGAACGGACAGUCAGUUCUUCUUGUCACGGGACGCAGUGGGCGAGCAGAUGAGGAGAAACGCAAGGCGUACCUCUUCUUGACAUACGCGUUGGGUGCUUCUCGUAUUGAGCGCGUGCCUGAUCUCAAGUCUGCGCGUGCGAUCCUGAGUGCGACGCAGACGGAUUGCACCAGCUGGAACUGGAUCUAUGUCGAUGAUGAUGAUCGAGCGUUUUCCGCCAAAGCCAUGGCACUAGGAAGUUCAUCGUCGACCGCCGGUUCGCGGAAGCGUAAGCGGUCGAAGCUGAUGGAAUCCGUUGACAGCAAUGAGCUAGGAGUGAACAGUAAUGUCAAGAUUGUCGGCAAUGAGUUUCUCUGUCAAAGCUUGAUCUUGGGAAAGUUGUUUGACCAGUAA
This is a messenger RNA of Aspergillus niger, 4341 nucleotides long. RefSeq lists its product as uncharacterized. Gene Ontology annotation, molecular function: histone binding. The coding region runs from base 1 to 4341 and encodes 1446 amino acids. Gene Ontology annotation, cellular component: nucleus. The transcript has 2 exons. Lineage: Eukaryota; Fungi; Ascomycota; Eurotiomycetes; Eurotiales; Aspergillaceae. Gene Ontology annotation, biological process: DNA damage checkpoint signaling; positive regulation of transcription by RNA polymerase II. The record is from RefSeq and is a predicted model, not a curated record.